Messenger RNA from Ceratitis capitata (Mediterranean fruit fly), 4569 nucleotides. RefSeq names its product glutamate receptor ionotropic, kainate 2. The transcript has 14 exons. Gene Ontology annotation, biological process: monoatomic ion transport. Gene Ontology annotation, molecular function: glutamate-gated receptor activity. Gene Ontology annotation, cellular component: plasma membrane; postsynaptic membrane. Bases 1037 to 3940 code for a protein of 967 amino acids. The record is from RefSeq and is a predicted model, not a curated record. NCBI's taxonomy places the organism in Eukaryota, Metazoa, Arthropoda, Insecta, Diptera, Tephritidae.
AGCAAAUAAGUUAACGGAAAAAUAAAUUUGCAAAUAAAUUUCAUAUUAAAGCAUAUGAUUAGCUCAGCAUUAAGUAUGAAAUAUAUCAAUGUUUCGGUUAGCAAAUACAUGGGCUGCAAAAAGGUGACCCACAAUGGCAUUUUAUUACUUAAGAUAAAGUCCACUUCAUCGGCGGAGCAACCUUAUUGAUAAACGCUACAACCUCACCUACUUCGAAAUUGCAUGAAGGGUGAAACCAUUUAUUUAAAAGUUAUAUGCCUUUCAAAAGUGUGCAAGUGUGUGUACGAGAAAGUCGUGUGUUAAAUAGAACUAAAACGGCUCAUAAUAAAAUAUUUAACCAAAGUGAUUUCCGAUGAAUUGUACGGAAAAUACGCGGAAACCCCCACUUAAUUGCUCCAUCUUUAGCUAAAGAAGUGUUAAUAUAUCUUGGAAAAAGCUGUAAACCAGAAACCAUACGAAGAAUCCUCAGAGAAGCAGAUUUCAAAAUAUACCAUGUGUCAGUGCUAAAACUCGGAGUGCAAGGCUGAAGUUUGCAAAGGACCAUUUUUAUAAAGAUUUUUCGGCAAUUAUUUAAAGACGUUGAAAAUAAACAAAGUUAAUAAGUAUUGAAAGCAUCAUAUCUGUAAUCCAAUUAUACUUAAAAAGAUUUGGAUACCCGUAUGAGUAUUUCAAUGUCAAUCAUCAUAUAAAGGAUUUUAUUCUUUAAACUAUCUAAACUCAAAAACAAUACUUAUAACUAAUAUUUUGUUAGCAAUCGCGUUUUUUUGGAUAUGAAUCUAAAUGAGAUACUUGUAAAGAAAAAAUGUAAAUGCUUACAAACAAAGCGCACGCCGACAAUAUAUGGUGUUGUAAGAUUGUUCAACAGCGUGAUAUGAAUUGUGGAAGGUGACUGCUUGAUGGCCAAUGGAAAAGAACUAUCACUAUCGAAAUCGGUAUCUUUAUAUAAUUUCGAUUUAUUGAUGUGAUAUCCGGCCCGAUUUCUGGUUCGUAAUUAGUUUGACUGCAAAAUACAAUAUAUUUUGGGAUAUUUUUCAAGAUGAUAAUGCUGUUGAUCAAUGUGAUAUAUUUUCAACUGCUUAAGGCAUUAAAUUUUGUAUACAUCACAUUGCCGAAAAUCAUUAAAAACGGAACAGAAAAGGCGAUCGAGUUUACGUGGAUUGAAGUAAUAUCGAAAACUGAAUGCAAUUGUGUUUUAUAUUAUUUUAACCGAAGAUUUGCUAUAAAGUAUUAUACACUGACUAGCCGUAAAGUUUCUACUUCACAUUUUCUUCUCCUCUACUUUUUGAGCAACAUUUUGUGCGCAGCAGCCUUACCACCAGUGAUUCGCUUAGGUGCUAUAUUUACAGAAGACCAACGAGAUAGUAGUGUUGAAUUUUCGUUUAAGUAUGCUGUGUAUCGUAUAAAUAAGGACAAAUUACUACUAUCCAACACGCAACUUAUUUACGAUAUUGAGUACGUACCUCGUGAUGAUUCCUUCCGAACGACUAAAAAAGUUUGCCGCCAAUUGGAAUUAGGAGUCAAUGCAAUUUUCGGACCCUCUGAUCCCUUACUUGCAGCGCAUGUGCAAUCAAUAUGCGAAUCUUUUGACAUACCGCACAUCGAGUCGCGAAUAGAUUAUAAAGCUAGUAUUAAAGAGUUCUCUAUCAAUCUCUAUCCGUCUCAGCGUCUUAUGAAUUUAGCUCAUAGAGACUUGAUGGUAUUUUUAAAUUGGACGAAAACUGCAAUCAUCUACGAAGAUGAUUUUGGCCUUUUCAAUCAACAGGAUCUGAUACGUGCAACGACAGAUCUGAAGAUAGAAAUAUAUAUACGGCAGGCUUCACCAGAAACAUAUAGACGAGUUUUACGUGCUAUUCGUCAAAAGGAAAUUUACAAAAUAAUCGUAGAUACAAAUCCAGCAUAUAUAAACUCUUUUUUUCGGACCAUUCUUCAACUGCAGAUGAAUGACUAUCGGUACCAUUACAUGUUUACAACGUUUGAUUUAGAAACUUUCGACCUGGAAGACUUUAAAUACAAUGGAGUAAAUAUAACUGCCUUUCGAUUAGUUGAUGUAAAAAGUCAACGAUAUGAAGAAGUUAUCGAGCAAAUGAUGAAAUUACCUCAUAGCGGCUUGGAGUAUAUAAAUGGGCAGCCAUAUAUACAGACGCAAUCAGCUUUAAUGUUCGAUUCCGUUUACACUUUCGCCGCUGGUUUGACGGAGUUGGAUAGAAGCCAUUUAUUAAGGUUUCAUAACAUAUCGUGUUCCAACGACAUGUCAUGGAAUGACGGUCUGUCCUUGUAUAAUUACAUAAAUUCGGUUUCUAUACAUGGAUUAACCGGACACGUGAGUUUUGUUGAGGGUUAUAGAAAUAGAUUUCAAAUUGAUUUGCUUAAACUUAAGCAUAAAAAAAUUGAAAAAGUAGGCAUUUGGAAACCAGAUGUUGGAGUGAAUAUCACUGAUCCUACUGCUUUCUAUGAAAUUCAUACUAGCAACACAACUUUGAUAGUUAUGACACGAGAAGAGAAGCCAUAUGUAAUGGUAAGAAAUGAAGGCAAUCAAAUAGGCAAUAGCCGUUUUGAAGGAUUUUGUAUUGAUUUGCUGGAAGCUAUCGCCACACAAGUGGGAUUUCAUUAUAAAAUAGAACUAGUGCCUGAUAAUAUGUAUGGAGUAUAUAACCCUGAUUCAAAUUCUUGGAAUGGUAUUGUUCGAGAACUAAUGGAAAGGCGAGCCGACCUGGCCGUUGCUUCAAUGACCAUAAAUUAUGCUCGAGAAAGCGUAAUUGAUUUUACUAAACCGUUUAUGAAUCUAGGAAUUGGAAUCUUGUUCAAGGUUCCUACAAGCCAGCCGACUCGACUAUUUUCAUUCAUGAAUCCUUUAGCCAUGGAAAUAUGGUUAUAUGUACUUGGAGCAUAUGUUCUUGUUUCGUUUACUCUGUUCGUAAUGGCACGUUUUUCCCCAUAUGAAUGGAAUAACCCACACCCAUGCUUGAUAGAUUCCGAUAUUGUGGAAAAUCAAUUUUCAGUGUCAAAUAGUUUUUGGUUUAUUACGGGUACUUUUCUACGUCAAGGUUCCGGUUUGAAUCCGAAGGCAACAUCUACUCGUAUUGUCGGCGGUAUUUGGUGGUUUUUUACGCUAAUCAUAAUUUCAUCAUAUACAGCAAAUUUAGCUGCAUUCCUUACAGUGGAACGGAUGAUAACACCUAUCGAGAGCGCUUCCGAUUUAGCUGAUCAGACGGAUAUUUCGUAUGGCACCUUGGAAGGCGGAUCCACGAUGACAUUUUUUCGGGAUUCCAAAAUUGAUAUUUAUCGGAAAAUGUGGGAAUACAUGGAAAAACGCAGAUCAUCCGUUUUUGUAAAGACCUACGAGGAAGGAAUUAAACAUGUUUUAGAAGGAAAUUAUGCUUUUCUUAUGGAGUCAACUAUGCUUGAUUAUGCCGUUCAACGUGAUUGUAAUUUAACACAAAUUGGUGGACUUCUAGACUCCAAAGGAUAUGGAAUCGCUACACCUAAAGGUUCGAUCUGGCGUGAUCCUAUGUCCUUGGCAAUCUUAGAGUUACAAGAAAAGGGGAUUAUACAAAUAUUAUACGAUAAGUGGUGGAAAAAUACUGGUGAUGUAUGCAAUCGAGACGAAAAAAGCAAGGAAUCUAAAGCCAAUGCUUUGGGUAUAGAGAAUAUAGGUGGGGUUUUUGUAGUAUUAUUAUGCGGUCUAGCCUUGGCAGUUGUCGUUGCGAUUUUGGAGUUUUGUUGGCAUUCCAAAAAAACUGUUCAGCUCACUGAAAACCAAUCAUUGUGCUCUGAAAUGGCUGAAGAGCUACGAUAUGCUAUACACUGUCAUGCGUCAAAAAAACGCCCGUCUUUAAAGCGUAUUUGUGUCAAAUGCACGCCUGAUUCUACGUACGUACCUGUUAAUUUGGGCAGUGGUACACCAAAUAUUAGUGGAGUGCAUUAUAAUUUUUUUAAUUAGUUCCUCAAGCAAGUAUUAUAUUUAAGUUAAACUCUGCAGCCGUUAUUAUAGCAUGCAGUGAGCUUGUGAAAAUAUAUAAGAAAAGGGUGUGUUUUAGACGUGUGGUAUUUCAAUGAGGUAUUACUUUUUUUGGAGUCCCUCUCUUUGACAUUUGUUAUUUGAUUUGUACUCAGCUUGGUUUGCCAUUUGAUUAUGAACAUACUUACUCUGGAAUAAUGUUUGCCAAUCGGGUAAAUUUAUUACCAAAAUAAAGGAUCGAUUCGCACGAAGCAAUACGUUUCGUCCAAUAUUCACUUUGGGUUAAUGGGUACUGUAAUAAAUAAAUUUCGAAUUUGAAUAGUUGUUGGGACGUUGUUAUAUCUUUAUAAAAGGAAACUGCCAAUGGGCAAGGCUAUAGAGCCAAGCUUAAUGACUCUUUGGGGACGACCUUUAUUUAAGGAAACUUAUGGUUAGCACAUUUUUCGGCCUUGGGCGUGGCCCAUAGCAUUAAAUUAAAUGUGUUUCAUUUCUUCUUGAAAACCACAUGUCUCAAAAAUACACUUCGAUAAUUCAUCAUUUACGAACUCAAUUAAUCAUGCAUUAAAAUAAAAAAGAAAACUAUUAAUCGUACAAAAUAAAUUUCUUUCCGA